CCCGCCGCCGCCCACCCACCUCCCCACCGCAGCCCGCCAUGUCUCCCGUCGCACUCCCCUCCCAGCACGCCGCCGUCCUCCACGGCGCGAAGGACCUCCGCCUCGAGGAGCGCACCGUCUGGCCCCCACAGCAGGGCCACGCCCAGGUCGCCGUAGUCGCCACAGGCCUCUGUGGAUCCGACCUCCACUACUACACCCACGGCCGUAACGGCGACUUCGUCGUCCAACAGCCGCUCGUCCUCGGCCACGAGGCCGCAGGCAUUGUCACCGCGGUCGGCCCCGGCGUCAAGCACCUCGUCCCCGGCCAGCGCGUAGCCAUUGAGGCCGGCAUCAUGUGCAACAACUGCAGCUACUGCCAGAGGGGCCGCUACAACCUCUGCAAGAACAUGCGCUUCUGCAGCAGCGCAAAAACAUUCCCGCAUUCCGACGGCACCCUCCAGGACCGCAUGAACCACCCCGCGCACGUCCUCCACCCACUACCGGACAACUGCACGUUCGAGCAGGCCGCGCUCGCCGAGCCGCUCUCCGUCCUCCUGCACGCCUCGCGCCGCGCGGACCUCACCCCCGAGCGGCCCGCGUCCGUCCUCGUCUUCGGCGUCGGCGCGAUCGGUCUCCUCGCCUGCGCGCUCGCGCGAUCGUACGGCGCGCACAAGGUCGUCGCGAUCGACAUCAACCAGGCGCGCCUCGACUUUGCGAAGGCGAACGGGUUUGCACAGGAGGUGCAUUGCCUGCCCGUCACCGACAAGGCGAAGACGACGGAGGACCAGCUCCGGCGGGCGAAGGAGAACAUCAGCGCCGCGCUCAGCAACUUUGACCAGCCGGACGGGUUCGACGUCGUUUUCGAGUGCACCGGCGCAGAGCCGUGCAUCCAGAUGUCCAUCCACGCCGCAGUCACCGGCGGGAAGGUGAUGCUCGUCGGGAUGGGCGCGCGGAACGUGAUGCUGCCGCUCUCCGCCGCGGCGACGCGUGAAGUCGACGUCCUGGGCUCGUUCCGGUACGCGAACACGUACCCGACCGCGCUCGCGCUCCUCGCUGCGGGCAAGCUGCCGAACAUCGAGAAGAUCAUCUCGCACCGGUUCCCGCUCGCGGACGCGGCGAAGGCGUUCGAGCUCAUGGCGCGCGGCCGCGACGACGAGGGCCGCAUGGUCAUGAAAGUCAUGGUCGGCGGCCAAUAGGUCGCCGCCGCCGCCGGUGACUGGCUGGACUGCACCGGACCUUGAUGAGCGUGAUGAUUUGGAUACCACAGAUGAUGAUUACCAUUAGACGAUCCCCCGCGUCGUCGCCACCGCAGUCCCCCCAGCACGCGCAUGCCACUCCCCGCACUAUCUGACAUUGCUCACACCCGCUCUACUGACAUAUCCCUGGCCUUCGUCCCCGGCCCCGAAAGCGUGCUGCGUGGAGGGCCCGCGAUUGGCGCGACCCACCCUGUAUCUGUAUCGCCAUGUCCGCAUCGAACAUAUCUAUUCGCAUAUCUGUUGUCGUAUACUACACUUUACAUGAAUAUGGAUGUCAUCUGGAUUGCAACGACUCUGCGGGGCGCCUGCCACGAAGGUUCAGCCUUGUGUGAGAGACAGCCUCG
Messenger RNA from Fomitopsis serialis, 1579 nucleotides. Its product is annotated as GroES-like protein. Gene Ontology annotation, molecular function: zinc ion binding; L-iditol 2-dehydrogenase (NAD+) activity. Lineage: Eukaryota; Fungi; Basidiomycota; Agaricomycetes; Polyporales; Fomitopsidaceae. The record is from RefSeq and is a predicted model, not a curated record. The transcript is spliced from 4 exons. Gene Ontology annotation, biological process: D-sorbitol catabolic process. The coding region runs from base 39 to 1175 and encodes 378 amino acids.